AUGAAGCUCGUUCCAACCAAGGCGUCGACGGACAUUGGCGAAGAUGCCGUCACCCUCCUGCCAGAGGACUCCGAGGACAUGUGGCACGCCUACAACCUCAUCAGUCCUGGCGACCUCGUUAUGGCGCACGCGGUGCGGAAAGUCGUGCAGGAGACAAAGACAGGCAGCACCAUCUCCGAGCGAGUCCACACCGUCCUCGCAAUACAAGUCAAGAGCACCUUCUUCGAUCCCAUCGUCGGCCAGCUGCAGGUCAGCGGCACCGUCAAAUCCGAGAAUGCCUACGUCAGCAUGGGCCAAUACCAUACCCUCGAUCUCGAGGUCUCGCGCCCCUUCACGAUAAGCAAACCAGAGGGAUGGGAUACGGUCGCAAAGGAGACGCUCUCCGAGAGUUUGUCGGACGACAAGGAUGGCGCCAUGGCAGCGAUUGUCAUGCAGGAGGGCAUCGCCAACAUCUGCCUCAUCAGCCAGUUUCGCACCGUCAUCAAGCAGCGCGUCGAGAGCAUCAUCCCCAAGAAGCGGAGCACCGCCUCUGAAACCUCCCAGGGCAUGAGGCGCUUUUAUGACAAAACCUUGACCGCUCUCCUCCGAACCGUCAACUUCGACAAGCCGAGACCGUUACUGCUUGCAAGUCCGGGAUUUGUCGCAACCGACUUCAAGAAGUACAUUGCAGAUGAAGGCAGAGACAAGGCUGACAAGAAACUUUCGGGGAUUGCCAAGGAGGCCAUCGUCAUCCACACAAACUCGGGUCAUGUUCACAGUCUCAACGAGGUCUUGAAGAGUCCGGAGAUGGGCAACAAGCUGAAGGACUUCAAGUUUACAAAGGAGACAAAAUUGAUGGACCAGUUCUUCGAGAGACUUCGGUUAGAGGACGGACGGGCGUGGUAUGGAGCGUCGGCGGUGACCAAAGCCGUCAAUGAAGGUGCCAUCGGCCCUGGCGGUGGUGUCCUCAUUAUGAACAACUCGCUGUUCCGCAGCUCUGACAUUCCGACAAGGAAAAAGUAUGUGGGGCUGGUCGAUAAGGUCAAGGCAGACGGUGGCGAGGUCAGAAUCCUCAGCAGCGACCACGAGAGCGGUCAGAGGCUCGACAUGCUGGGCAGCGUCGCCGCCAUCCUGUCAUACCCGAUUCAUGACCUGGACGACGACGAGGAGGACGAUGACGAGGCCACUGGUGGUGAUGCUGGCGGAGGAACGAUCAUAUGA
Molecule: messenger RNA, 1200 nt
Organism: Colletotrichum navitas
Lineage: Eukaryota; Fungi; Ascomycota; Sordariomycetes; Glomerellales; Glomerellaceae
Product: eRF1 domain 1
Exons: 2
Coding region: 1-1200 (399 amino acids)
Biological process (GO): nuclear-transcribed mRNA catabolic process, non-stop decay; ribosome disassembly; RNA surveillance
Cellular component (GO): cytoplasm
Source: RefSeq, a predicted model, not a curated record